This is a messenger RNA of Chelmon rostratus (copperband butterflyfish), 3953 nucleotides long. Its product is annotated as indoleamine 2,3-dioxygenase 2-like. Bases 66 to 1295 code for a protein of 409 amino acids. Gene Ontology annotation, biological process: 'de novo' NAD+ biosynthetic process from L-tryptophan. The record is from RefSeq and is a predicted model, not a curated record. Gene Ontology annotation, cellular component: cytoplasm. Lineage: Eukaryota; Metazoa; Chordata; Actinopteri; Chaetodontiformes; Chaetodontidae. Gene Ontology annotation, molecular function: metal ion binding; L-tryptophan 2,3-dioxygenase activity; indoleamine 2,3-dioxygenase activity. The transcript is spliced from 10 exons.
UCAGACACACAGAGUGAUUCUCUUCUCAAAGUCACACUACUGCAGCAGAGUACAGGACAGAGCAUAUGGAGACUAAUGGCAGAGAAACACUGCAGGCAGACUUUGAUACAUUCGAUAUUUCUGAGGAGCUGGGAUUUCUCCUUGAGGACCCACUGACUAACCUUCCAGACUAUUAUCGGGUGUGGUUGGACCUGGCAUAUAAUCUCACACAUCUGAUAGAAUCACGUAAACUACAGGAUCUUGUUCACAAGAUGCCGGUCUUGAGUCCCCAUCUCUUGAGCAACCAUCGGGAGCUGAGGCUGGCUCACCUAGCGCUGGGAUUCAUCAGCAUGGGAUAUGUAUGGCAAGAAGGACAACGUGCACCUGCUCAGAUUCUUCCCAAAGCCCUCGCCUGGCCCUAUUGGCUGGUGUCUCGCAGGCUCGGCCUUCCACCCAUCCUGACUUAUGCAGAUUCAGUUUUAGCCAACUGGAAAUUAAAGGAUCGCACAGGGGAUAUGAACAUUGGGAACAUGGACUUGAUAUUUUCCUUUCCUGGUGGUGAGAGUUGCAGGGGGUUUUUCAUAGUGUCAUUGUUGGUCGAGAUGGCCGCCAGUUCAGGCAUAACGGGGGCUCUGGAGGUGAUGCAUGCUAUGAAAAUCUCGGACCUCAUCGGCAUACGGAAGGGUCUCGUCAAAGUAACUCAGUCUUUGAAGAAGAUGAAGGAAACUUUCAAACUCAUGCAUAGUCAUGUGGAUCCAACUGCGUUUCAUGGAACACUGAGAAUUUUUGUCUCAGGGUGGCGAGACAACCCCAUGCUUCCAAGGGGGCUGCUGUAUGAAGGCGUGAGCAACGAGCCAAUUUUGUUAUCAGGAGGAAGUGCAGCCCAGAGUUCAGCCAUUCAGUGCUUUGAUGCUUUGCUGUGCAUCCAGCAUGAGGAUGAGACAGGAGCCUUCCUGACACGCAUGAGGGAUUACAUGCCUCCAGCCCACCGUCAGCUGGUCGAAACACUGUCUGUCGGUCCAUCUCUGCGAGACUUCAUCCUGUCCCACCCCGGCUCUGAUCUCGGCCAGGCCUACAACUCCUGUGUCUCGGCGCUGGUGGAUUUACGGAACUAUCACCUCAAUACUGUGACCAAGUACGUCAUUGUGCCCGGCAAUCAUGCCCGCGCCAUGGGCUGCCCGUUCAGAGGUGUGGGCACUGCGCUGAACACCACGGGGACCGGUGGAUCCAGCCUAAUGGUCUUCCUCAAGAGUGUUCGUAACAACACCAAAAAAACACUGAUUUCAGAGAGGGUGUCAAGAGAAACUGAAAUAUGAUUUUUAUAUUUUUGUCCGACACCUUUCUAUGCACUACACUCCUUACAGAAAAAUAAUUCCAGAAUUAUAUUUGCCCUUAUUAGAACUAGAAGGGUCAAUGAACUGUUUCAGCAGUACAUUUUACUGUACUGUAUGGCUUGAUAAAUGUUUACGGUACUCGUAACCAUGAUUCUUAGUAAAAUCCCAAAGGAAGAGCAACUCAGCACCAGCUGGAAAUGUUUUUGCUGACCUCCAGUAGUUUAACUUUUCAUUUUGCUGCAGGGAUGUAGAGGUGUAUCAAGGGUGUAGCCCAGUCUCAAGCCGGGUUGUGUAAUAGACGCAUCCGUCCACAAGAGGAUAGUGUGUCAGUGUGACGGUUUACCUCGCCUAACAGUAAAGGCACGCAUAAAGGUGCAGUACCAGCAGGGGGCGAUAAUGAUGGGAGCGAAGGACAAAUGCAGCAUUAAAGUUGGCCUAGGGGAGGAGGUGGAGUGGUUGGUCACGCAUGCACUGCUUUCACACGGUUGUAACCAAUAAUCAGCGCUGAUUGUUAUGAGGAAGUGGUUACUUUACGCGAAUGGUCUUUUCCUGAACCGAAUCAAGUAAUUUUGGUGCUUCAGCCUCACCAAACUGCAACCGUCACUUGAAAUGUUUCUCAGCAAGCUUUAUUUCAGUGUAACCAGACUUUGAGUAUUUAUUGUUGUUAACUUGACCGUAGAAUGAGAAGGUGUUAGUUUCACGCUGGACCGGCGGGUGUGUUACAUGCUUUGGUUGCGGGGUGUGUUCAGCACACCAUGGCGUCACUGUUAGGUGUGGUCAAACUUUGUGCAACGCAGCUUUACAGCUGGGUUUUAUUUACAGGAACUGUACUUUACUUGACUUUCUUGACAAUGACUACAGACAAACUUUGGGGGUCGGGGUAAACCAAAAGAGACACUAAAUGGAAAGUAUAUCAAGAUAAAUGUUUGACUCACUAUCUCAAACCAAAAAUUUAAAUUUUAAGGUAUUCUCUUCGUAUUGGCGGAAAUGGGCUUCCAUACCACACAGUUCUUGAUAUCAUUAAUUAAGCUGCAUUUUACUUUGACAUAAUUCUUGAUUUGAUUGUAAAACGUUUACAGACAUACAAUAGAGGGACUGUGUUUAAUGCUGCAUUUUAUUUGUAGUCAUGAAAUAAUGCAUAUUUUGUAAAGCCCAAAUGUGUCUGUACACCCUUGAAUCUUAUCAUCAUUUUUGAGAGAAAUUACUUCAAUUACAUUUUGAAAAUAUUUGAAGUAAUAUUUAUACAAAUAUUCUCAUCAGUUGCUACAGUGCCUGACGUUGUUUUUGACCUGUUUUACUAAACUAUUUGUUUUAUGGAAAAAUGUGGAUAUACAUAUAAUGAUACAAUAAUGCGAGAACUACUUUUGAUCAAUAAACUAAUUUUGUCUACAGAAAUUGAAAAUGAGGACUCCUACGUGCCCGAGAGUACGGAGCAGAUGGCAGAGGAGGGAGAUAACUGUAGAGGGACCCAUGAGCUGUUGAAAAAAUAGAGGAAGGAAAUGCUGUAGGAACCAAACGAUAAAGGACACUGGUAAAAUAAAAGAAAAAAGCAAAUCAGCUGAGGAGAAUGAAAGAGGCAGACACAGUGGGGGUUGGCGGGGCAGAGGGGUGGAUGUGUGGGAUCAGGUCGCUCAGUUUGAUGGACUUGAACGCCCACUCGCCUCCUGGUCUUGACUUGAAAGUUGUGUCUCUUCUUGCGAUUGAGGUCUAAUCACAUUAGAAAAGAGGAGAAGGGGCUCAGCUGCACUGCUGCUGAGCCCUGUUCAAGGUCCAACUCUUCUUCACUAAAGCACAAAAGAUCAGACGCGGACUGUUCGACACCGGGUGAAUGCGGCUCUAGCUGUAACUACACCCAGUAGUGUUGUAGUUGCCUGCUGUCACAUAGAGCUGGGAAGUGGACGGGACAACUGGCUCUGAAAGUGUUUUAACCCAUUAUAGACUUUCCUGGAUAAUGACACAAUCAGGGAGGUUUAUGUUAUGGCCAUCAGCUUCUGCAAAAUAAUGUUUUGUCCAUCAUUUUGGCAUCUGGAACGGCUCUAAAUUCUACAAUAUCCAUGAGCCCCAGCUAUAUUAUAUGCCAGGGGUGUGAGCCAGAAUGGUGGAGAAUUUGCUGCUGCAGCCAUAGUUGCUCUAUUCAACCAAAAGUGGCACAACAAAUGUCACGGUAAAAUAGUAAAAUUCUCAACAGCAUAAUCUUUAGCUUUUGCCAGCUGUUAGCGAAGCACAUGCAAUUUUCCUUCUUGGGAGUCAGGGCUAACUUCUCUCCUGAACUUUUUAUGUACACAUACAUGUACCAUCAUUUUUUUUCUUAAAUCAAAGAAAUUGAUUUUUUCUGAUGUGGUUGUUUUGUCUUUUGGACAGAUGAUUUAACCUGUAGAGCUUCAUGCCAAUUGAAGCUGUAAAAGUGCUCCAACUGUGAGUCAGGUAACAUUGUCUAUGGGAAAAAUUAAUCGAACUUUUGCUUGUGGAACCAGAAGGUCCCCAUAUACAAAAAUGAUUCCAAAAAAGUUGGGACGCUGUAUAAAAUGUGAAUAAAAACCGGAAUGCAAUCAUUUGCAAAUUAACUGUGUUCACCGACAAUGGUUUUGCAGUGUUCCUGAGCCCAUGUAGUAACAUCCUUUAUGCAAUCACAAAGUGGUG